Messenger RNA from Alternaria novae-zelandiae, 810 nucleotides. RefSeq lists its product as uncharacterized. Gene Ontology annotation, molecular function: protein binding. NCBI's taxonomy places the organism in Eukaryota, Fungi, Ascomycota, Dothideomycetes, Pleosporales, Pleosporaceae. Bases 1 to 810 code for a protein of 269 amino acids. The record is from RefSeq and is a predicted model, not a curated record. The transcript has 2 exons.
AUGUUCUCAUCAAACCGCACGCGCCAUCAAGAGGGCAGCUUCUCGAAACAUCGCGCAUCCAAGUCCAAAUCACACAAGAAGAACCCCUCCUUCAGAGACUCACCGAGGAGAGUAGAACGACUAGCACAGCAUGCCCAGGCAUCAUCACCACAAUCGAACCAAACUUCUCCAACACUGGGAAGUGCCAUCAUCACUAUCUCCGUCGGCCGCGAGCAGCGACUAUUUGCAGCGCACGAAGACGUUCUAUCGCAUUCUCCCUGGUUCCAGACUCUCUGUAGCGGUCAGUUCUUCCAGUCUACCAACAAGCGCAUCGACCUACCCGACGAAGAGCCCGAAGUCUUCUCAUCGAUCCUCGAGUACCUCUACAAGGGCGACUACUACCCACGUAUGGAGUAUGACAAGAAGCGAAACAGCUGGAACCUUGAAGAUGGUGGAAACGCCAACAACGCCCACGAAGCCAUCGUUCAGUCUUCGGUUGGACCGAUACUGAAAGACACCGUCAUCUACUGUCAAGCCGACAAGUACGGACUCCAGGAACUGAAGAAACUUGCGCUCAAGAAGCAAGGCCUCCAAUCUGGCAUCCAAUGCUCGACUAUCUUAACCUCCGCCCGUUACGCAUAUGCCAACACUCCUGACAACGACUCCAAGCUUCGCGCACACUACCUCGCGCUCAUCAUCCGCGCCCGACACACAUUUAAGCGCAGCGGCACAAUGCAGAACGAGAUGGAGAACGGUGGCAAGCUCUUCUUCGACUUGUUCGUUGCCAUGGUCAACCACAUGGACGACCUUUCAGCGAAGUCGCCGCACUAA